UCUCUACCCAAAAAGAAAAAGAAAAUUGCGGAGGAAGAUAGGAGGAAACCAAAGGACUCUUCGGUGGUGAUGGGCCAAGCGCCGUCGUCUACGGCGGAAUCAAACGGGCGUGAUAUUGAUUUGAGGUUGUGGUCUCCUGUGAUUGCCUCUGGAGGAGGAGAAUCUAUGGCUUUGGGAAAUGUUGUUUCGGUUAGAGACCGGGAUUUCACCGGAGAUCUGCCCAAUGAGUGUUUAGCUCAUGUCUUUCAGUUUCUCGGAGCUGGAGAUCGGAAGCGAUGCUCUCUUGUUUGUAAACGGUGGUUGUUCGUCGACGGUCAGUAUCGUCAUCGGUUAUCUUUAGAUGCUAAGGAUGAGAUCUUCUCUUUCCUCACGUCUAUGUUCAAUCGAUUCGAUUCGGUGACUAAGCUUGCUCUCCGAUGUGAUCGCAAGUCCGUUAGCUUGAGCGAUGAAGCUUUGGCUAUGAUCUCUGUUCGCUGUUUGAAUCUGACUCGUGUUAAGCUUCGUGGUUGCCGCGAAAUCACGGAUCUGGGAAUGGAAGAGUUUGCUCGGAAUUGUAAAAAUCUCAAGAAGCUCUCUGUUGGAUCUUGCAAUUUUGGAGCUAAAGGCGUCAACGCGAUGCUCGAACAUUGCAAGCUUCUUGAAGAAUUGUCGGUGAAGCGACUCCGAGGAAUCCAUGAAGCAGCUGAGUUGAUUCAUCUGCCAGCUUCUGGUUCGUCCUCUUCGCUCAGGUCCAUUUGCUUGAAGGAGCUCGUUAAUGGCCAGGUAUUUGAACCAUUGGUUGCUAAUACAAAAACACUGAAAACACUUAAAAUCAUUCGUUGUUUGGGUGAUUGGGAUAAAGUUCUUCAGAUGAUUGGAGAUGGUAAAAGUUCUUUAAGCGAAAUUCAUUUAGAGAGGCUCCAAGUGAGUGACAUUGGGCUCUCUGCAAUAUCGAAAUGCUCAAAUGUAGAGACAUUGCAUAUAGUGAAAACCCCAGAAUGCUCAAACUAUGGUCUUAUUAAUGUAGCUGAGAGAUGUAAGCUGCUAAGGAAACUUCAUAUUGAUGGUUGGAGGACUAAUAGGAUUGGUGAUGAAGGUCUCAUGUCUGUAGCUAAACACUGCUUAAACUUACAAGAACUUGUGCUGAUUGGUGUUAAUGCAACGCAUAUGAGUCUAGCAGCCAUUGCUUCAAACUGUGAGAAACUCGAACGAUUAGCGCUCUGCGGUAGUGGAACCAUAGGCGAUACAGAGAUCGCUUGCAUAGCUAAGAAAUGUGGAGCAUUGAGGAAAUUCUGUAUCAAAGGAUGUCCGGUUUCGGAUCGAGGGAUCGAGGCGCUUGCUGUUGGAUGUCCUAAUCUGGUGAAACUGAAGGUGAAGAAAUGUAGAGUGGUGACUGGAGAGAUUGGAGAUUGGCUGCGUGAGCAAAGGAGGACACUUGUGGUGAGUAUGGAUAGUGAUGAAACCGAAGCGGUGGUGGCUGUGGAUGGUGAGGUUGAAACCGUUGCGGAGGAGCCGAGGGUGGCUCAAGCAGGUGGUGUUGUAGUGGAGAUUGGUCCAGGUAAUGGUGGUGGCAACAAUGGAGGAAGUAGAUUAGCAACGAUUAGGUCAAAGUUAGGGUUUCUUGCUGGAAGAAACUUGGUAACUUGCACAUUCAGAAAAUGGUCUAAUAAUGACAAUGCUGGUAGUUCCACGUGAAUCAGCUAUAACUAUAAAAACGGUAAUUGUCAAAAAAAUUAUCUUUUAAAUUGAAUUUUCUGUGUUUGCUUGUAAUCAUCUUUCAUUUUCAUUUGUGUGCAAGACUUUUCGACGAGAAAAGUCAUUCCAAGGAAGAACAUUUAUUGUAUUUGACUAUUGAUUUGGUGUCCAGAUUUAUUUGUUUUCUUAGUUUGGAAUCUGAAUAUUACUCAA
Molecule: messenger RNA, 1887 nt
Organism: Capsella rubella
Lineage: Eukaryota; Viridiplantae; Streptophyta; Magnoliopsida; Brassicales; Brassicaceae
Product: F-box protein SKIP2
Exons: 1
Coding region: 70-1674 (534 amino acids)
Biological process (GO): SCF-dependent proteasomal ubiquitin-dependent protein catabolic process
Cellular component (GO): SCF ubiquitin ligase complex
Molecular function (GO): protein binding
Source: RefSeq, a predicted model, not a curated record